CUUACACAUCCAUUCAGGCACCAGUCUACAGCUGUGACAAGUUUGGCACUCCGCCUUCUCCAGCUGAGCUCUUCCUGUUGCCCAAUACAAACGACUUACUUAGUUUGGUUGAUUUCACUUCAUAUUGAUUACAGCUUAGCAGUAUGGGACGGGCCAAGCCAGCAGCAGCAAAAGCAGCCUCCCCGGCGAAGCCCGCGGAGGAGGAUGCACCCGAGCCUAUUAAGCUCACCAACCUCUAUGACGCUGGAGCGCUAAAGGGGGCGCUGGAUGAGGUGGCGCGGGAGGUAGUGCUGGACGCGGGCUUCAACGAGGACGUCAUGGUCAGCAACAUCAAACUCCUACUAGGAUUCACGGCCAUCGGCUCGGGGCUGCUGGCGCAGUUCGGGCCGGGCAAGUUCCCGGCCAACUGGUGGAUGGUGUUUGGCUGCGUGGUGGCCUACCUGGUGCUCACCACGCUGCUCAACCUGUACAGCUGGAAGGUGGAGGGAGAGGCGUUCCUGGUCACGCGGCCCUUCCGGGGUGGCAAGGGCGUGCGUGUGUCCAGCCGCAUGGGGCGCUGGUCGGACGAGUUCACGUUGGUCAUCACGGACCGGGAAGACCCCUCGCUCGAGGUGACGUCGCAACACGCCAUCCCCGAGUUCUUCCACUCCAACGGCUACAUGGCGGACGGCGCCUGGCGGGCGGCGGUGGAGAAGCUGACCAGCAGCUACCUGGAGCGGCUGGCGGCGAGGCGGGGGAAGAAGGACGACUGACUGGGCACGGCGGCGGGCGCUGCCGGGGGUGCUGCUGCGGUUAAGGGGGCUGCAGCUGGUGCGACGGCGGCGGUGGAUGAAUGAUGACUAGUAGAUGCGGUGGCGCAGGUGGCCAGGGGCCUGUGAAGAGGCCUGUGGGUGCGGGGGUUGGGCCGGAGAGCGUGUGGUGGCCUGGUUGUGAGGUGCUGCUGGGUAUGGGUACUGGGUCCGAGCGGGGUGGGGGUGGCGGCGGCCGGGUUGCCACCGCAGCUGGGCGACGUGACAGGGCCGUGCGCUGCCCUGAAUGCGGAAGGAGGUGCGCGACGAGUGUGUGAGGCAGGGGCGACAGUGUGCGGAUGGGCGCUAGGCGCGUGGGAACAGUAGGACGGUGGCACUAGCAGCCCGAUGCAGGCCCCGCCUUGGCCGGCCGCUGAUGAAGCCCACUGGCCCACUGGUUUCUGUGCCCAUAUGCCCGGUGGCCUGUGUGUGCAAGGGCCCUGACACUGUGCCAGACCCCAUCCUGUGUGCGGCGCUACAAAAGGCUUUAUGCUCUGCUGUAUGUAACUUGCGGCGUUU
This is a messenger RNA of Chlamydomonas reinhardtii, 1307 nucleotides long. RefSeq lists its product as uncharacterized. The record is from RefSeq and is a predicted model, not a curated record. Bases 144 to 752 code for a protein of 202 amino acids. Gene Ontology annotation, biological process: protein targeting to ER. Lineage: Eukaryota; Viridiplantae; Chlorophyta; Chlorophyceae; Chlamydomonadales; Chlamydomonadaceae. Gene Ontology annotation, cellular component: signal peptidase complex; membrane. The transcript has 5 exons.